Molecule: messenger RNA, 2337 nt
Organism: Lolium perenne
Lineage: Eukaryota; Viridiplantae; Streptophyta; Magnoliopsida; Poales; Poaceae
Molecular function (GO): zinc ion binding
Source: RefSeq, a predicted model, not a curated record
AUGGAGGACUUGUUAAGUGAAGAAGAAGAAGACUGGAACUAUGACUCUUCAGAUGAGGACUACAGCUAUGGAGAAGAUUCAGAUGGAGAGUUAGUGAAGAUGAAGAGUAGAUUUCCAAGAUUUAAGACAGAUACAGAGGUGCCUAAAUUUGCAUUAUCCAUGGUCUUUAGAAGCAAGAACCAGUUGUGCAAAGCAUUGAAGAGGUAUGGGUUAGUGACAAAGAGAAGCAUCAAGUUUGUUAAGUCAGAAAGUGACAGAGUGAGGGCCAAGUGUGGUUGGGAAAAUUGCCCAUGGCUUCUAUAUGCAGCAAAAAGGUCUAGGACAUCUAGAUUUCAGAUAAUUACACUGAAUGAUGAACAUCAUUGUGCUCAGAACAGAUGCAAUAAGCUUGUAACUGCAAAGGUCAUUGCUCAAAGGUAUGAGCACUUCAUCCUAGCAAACCCAAUGUGGAAGAUAGAGAGCAUGAAGGCCACAGUUGUGCAUGACAUGUUUGCUGAUGUGUCCACUUCCAAGUGCAAGCAUGCCAAGGCAAUAGUGAUGGACAGAUUGAUGGCUGGCAUGAAAAAUGAAUAUACCAGGGUCUUUGAUUACCAGUUAGAGCUGCUGAGGAGUAACCCUGGAAGCACAGUUGCAGUUUGUUUGGAUCCAACAGAUAUGGAGCAAAAUAUUUUUCAAAGCUUCUAUGUUUGCUUCAAUGCAAUGAAAGAAGGCUUCAAGGCAGGCUGCAGGAAAGUAAUAGGCCUUGAUGGGUGUUUUUUCAAAGGGGCAGUCAAGGGUGAGCUCCUAUGUGCUAUUGGAAGAGAUGCCAACAAUCAGAUGUACCCAUUGGCUUGGGCAGUUGUUGAGCAAGAAACAAAUGCUACUUGGAAGUGGUUCAUUGGCCUGUUAAUAAAGGAUUUGGACAUCAACAACAAUGGAGCUGGCUGGGUUUUUAUCUCUGAUCAACAGAAAGGACUAAUUAAUGCUAUGAAAGAUUUUCUUCCAGAUGCUGAGCAUAGAAUGUGUGCCAGGCACAUCUAUGCAAACUGGAGGAAGAAGCACAGAGAUCAUGAGUGGCAGAAGAAAUUUUGGGCAGUUGCAAAAGCUUCAAACAAGCAAGAUUUCAAUUACUACAAGGCAAAGCUUGCCCAAGAAACACCUGAUGGGGUCAAGGAUAUGAUGAAGACAGAGCCAGUACAUUGGGCCAGAGCAUUUUUUCCAGAGGGUUCCAAUUGUGAAUCUGUUGACAAUAACCUCUGUGAGUCAUUCAACCAUGCUAUAGUUGAUGCAAGGUUUUAUCCAGUUAUCUCCAUGUUGGAGAAAAUAAGGAAGAAGAACUUUGUGAGAAUUCAAGAGCAAAGAGAAAAAGGGGAGAAGAUGACAGGAAAAAUAUGCCCUGGUAUAUUUAAGAAGCUCAAGAAAUUCAUUGCAAGGACACAAUGGCUGGAGGUCUUGUGGAAUGGAGAAGCUGGCUUUGAAGUAAAGCAUAUCAAUGGUAGAGGAAGGCAGUACACAGUUAAUCUUGACAAUAGGACAUGCUCCUGUGGAUAUUUCCAGCUGGCAGGUCUUCCAUGCCAUCAUGCCAUAUGUGCAAUUUACAAGUGCAAGAAGGAAAUAGAUGAUUACAUGCAUCCAUGCUACUCUGUUGAUGUUUUCAACAAAAUUUAUGCACACUGUCUACAACCAGUGGAAGGUGAGGAAUUGUGGCCUAUCUCUACAAAGCCCAGGCCUCAAGCUCCUGGCUAUGUCAGAAUGCCAGGAAGGCCAAAGAAAAAUGACAGGACAAGGGAAGAACAUGAGAAGCCCAAGGGAAAGAAGAUGAGCAAACAUGGAACUGUCAUCACAUGUUCCAUAUGUGGCAAAAAAGGACAUAACAAGUCUGGAUGUGGUGGUAAUCCAGAAAGAGGCAAGAAAAAGAAUGCACAUCUAACUAAGACAAGCAAGAAAAAUACUCAUCAGGUUUUCACCCAUGUGUCUGUCAAAUAUUGCAGCAACCUGGAUGCAGUAGCAGUCAACCAUCAAGUCAGCCACAACCUGGAGUAUCUGCCCAACCUGGAGGUACAUCUGCACAACCUGGAGGUAGAGCUGCACAACCUGGAGGUACAACUGCACAACCUGGAGGUAGAGCUGCACAACCUGGAGGUAGAGCUGCACAACCUGGAGGUAGAGGUGCUUCAGGUUUCAAACCACCAAGGAGAACAUCUGCAGAUGCUGGACCAUCAGCUCAAGCUGGUAGAGAUGGAGGAACUAGAGCAAAGAGGGGUAGAAGGGCACCUGCCUCCUCUCAUCCAAGUUACUCAUUCUUCACUUGCUCUGGAAACUACUAGUCAAGCUCAAGCUCCUACUUACUGCUUUUGA